Theobroma umbraticum is the source of this 3456-nucleotide messenger RNA. Its product is annotated as putative inactive histone-lysine N-methyltransferase SUVR2. Gene Ontology annotation, molecular function: protein binding; histone methyltransferase activity; zinc ion binding. Lineage: Eukaryota; Viridiplantae; Streptophyta; Magnoliopsida; Malvales; Malvaceae. Gene Ontology annotation, cellular component: nucleus. The record is from RefSeq and is a predicted model, not a curated record.
CGUGUAUAUUGAGAAAUCAAAAAUUUGAAAGCUGUCUAAUAUUUGCCCUAUGUUUCUCAUGUGUGGUGUUUACUCUCACAGAGGAAUUGUGGUUUUAAAAGAUCGACUUUUUCUUCAGGGGUUUGGGCUUGUAAGUUAGUGUUUGCAAGCCUCCAAAACUGAUAGCUGAGAAAGCAUCAUGGCACCAAACCCCAGAGUUGUGCAGGCCUUCCGCUCGAUGAAGGAAAUAGGAAUUACCGAAGAAAAAGUGAAACCAGUGUUAAAGAAACUUCUAAAGGUGUAUGAUAAAAAUUGGGAGCUAAUUGCAGCAGAAAAUUACAGAGUUCUUGCUGAUGCUAUCUUUGAAGAGGAGGACAGUAAGGUGUCAGAACCUAAAAAAGGCCGGAAAUGCGACGAGGAGGAAGAUACUGUGGAAGAAGGUGCAGUGCCUGAUGAGCUUGUACGCCCCUUGAAAAGAAUACGUUUGAAAAACCAAGAAUGUUUGGCAUCAUCUUCUCAUAACAAUGGCAGCACUGAUGUGGCUGGGACCCUUUUAAAAAAGCCUAAAGUUGAGGAGGAUGAACUACCUCCUGCUUCUUUGCAGCAGCAGUCACUUCAGUGCAAUGUUGGAAAUAUGACAGAAUGCCUUCCUGCUUCACCUGGUCGUGUUUUACUGCAGCCUACGGCUCCUGGUCCUGUUUCACCCCAUCAGGGUGGUAGGAAUAAAGGCAAGCAACCUGUAGCUCCUAUGCCUUUGGCAGUACUGGAAGGAUAUGAUCAAAAUUUACAUUCAACUCAAAUGCAUGUUAGCUACAAAGGAAAGGAACCUAUGUCACCUCAUGUUGCUUCCAAUGAGAAAGGCCCUGAGAGAGUAUCUCUUGCCUUGUGCAUUAAAGAUCCAGCACCUUGUUCUGGUGUUAUUACUAAGAAAAGGGUGCCUGAUAUUCAUGCACUGAUCAUACCCAAGGAAGAGCCAUUUACUGAUGACAUGCAACAGGAUGAGGUUCCUAUUGCAGUUAUUCAUCCAGAUUCAUUAAGCAGAAGAGAUUCGCCAAUUGGGCAUGUUUCAACUGGAAAAUCAAAUUGGCAGGAACAUCCAGAAUCUCUGUUUGCAGAUGAAAAUGUAGGUGCUGGUGCUUCAGCUUCAAUGAGUGAGAGGCACAUCAACUGCGAGCUUGCUACUGUUCCUGAUGAAAUUCCUUCUAGCCUGGAAAUUGCCUCAUCACCAUUGGGAGAGGUGAAGAUUUCUCUAAGCUACAAUUCUGCUCUUGGAAGAUCGAAUUUCCAAUUGCCUAGUAUAGAUGAACUAAGAGAACUGAUGGAGCAGAGAUGUCUCCAAUCAUAUAAACUCAUUGACCCAAAUUUUGAUGUCAUCAAAAUUCUGAAUGAUAUGUGUGAGUGCGUCUCGGAAUUGGCAACUAAUUCCUCGAAUCAAUCGCAGGAAGGUAAUGUGAUGCCAGGUCUUGAUCUUUUGAAGAAAUCUCCUGCAAGGGAUGCUCUUGAUGCUGAGAGCAGUAAGGAAAAUGGUUGCUUACCAGCCAAGAUGUUAAAUGGAACAGUCGAUGUUCAGUGCUCUGCAAAUGGAUGUGUUGACAAUGUGGAGGGGAAGGAAUUGGUGGUUGUUCAGCAGCAUCAACUUACACCUAAUGAAUUAAGGUGGCUUCAUGAUGCAAGUGACAUAACCAAGGGAGAAGAAAAAGUUGAAAUUUCAUGGGUAAAUGAAAUUAAUAAAGAUUUUCCACCACCAUUUCACUAUAUAUCAGAGAAUCUGGUAUUUCAAAAUGCCUAUGUUAAAUUCUCUCUUUCUCUGAUUGGAAAUGAAAGUUGUUGUCCGACAUGUUUUGGGGAUUGUCUCUUGUCUGAGCAGCCUUGUGCAUGUGCUUGUCAAGCUGUGGGAAAUUUUGUGUAUACUUCUGCAGGUGUUGUCAGGGAGGACUUCUUGGAAGAGUGUAUCUCUAUGACUCGUGAUCCUCAACGACAAUGUUUCCUUAAUUGUACAGAGUGCCCCCUUGAGAGAUCAAAGAAAGAUGACUUUCCAGAACCUUGUAAGGGUCACUUAAAGAGAAAAGUUAUCAAAGAAUGUUGGAGCAAAUGUGGCUGCAAUAAGCAGUGUGGCAAUCGGGUGGUGCAGAGAGGUGUAAAUUACAAAUUGCAGGUGUUCUUGACACCUGAUGGAAAAGGUUGGGGCCUCAGAACUCUAGAGAAGCUUCCCAAAGGAGCUUUCAUUUGUGAGUUUGUUGGUGAAAUACUCACCAUCUCUGAGUUGUAUGCAAGGAACACAGAGAAACAUACAUGUCCAAUCCUGCUGGAUGCUAAUUGGGGGUUGAAGGGAGUUUCCAAGGAUGAAGAAGCCCUCUGUUUGGAUGCCACAUGUUAUGGAAAUGUCGCUAGGUUCGUCAAUCAUAGAUGCUUAGAUGCGAACUUAAUUGAAAUUCCUGUUGAAGUGGAGACUCCAGAUCUUCAUUACUAUCAUCUAGCCUUCUUCACAACAAGAGAAAUUGAUGCCCUUGAAGAGCUGACUUGGGAUUAUGGUAUUGACUUUGAUGACCUUGAUCAUCCUGUUAAGGCAUUCCGGUGCAGAUGUGGCAGUAAGUUUUGCAGGAACAUGAAACGUUCAACCAGUAAGUAAUUGUCAUGUAGAAUUUGUAGACAACACUUUCAUUUCUUCUCAUGGUGAAUGACAAUGUGCCUUUGUUUGCACUGUUGUCUGUUUGAGUUUAUUAGUAUAUAACAUGUGAAGUCUUCUUAUAUUCUGUUAAAUUAUCUAGGUUGAAAUAUGAUGCUCUCCUAGCUGUAAGAGUGGAAAGUUGAAGUCAUUGUUACAGAAGUGAAGUUAUGUGACAGCCACAUUUUGCCCAUUUUUUUUUUAAAGAGCCAAAUAUAUAUUGAUGUGAGCCCAAUUGGCCUCAUAAAAGUCUAAUUAUUUGAAAGUAAACUUUUUGACGAGUUAAACUGAUACGGUCCCUUGAAACGGGUCGAGUUAUGGGAUGGUGUGUGGAAGGGUUUGGUUUAGUUUGAGGUACCCUGGGUACUUGGGUGGAAGGUUUCUUUUUUCGACCUAUGGUCGUAGUGCUGGCUCGUUAGAGAGAACCUGCAGAUCUCUUGAGUUUUAAGUAUUCAAAAACUUGAAUAGAUACUGAACAACCCUCUUUUAUUAACUUCACUCCUUUUUUAACUACAGCUUGGUGGAAUAACCACCCUUAAAUCAAGAAAGUGGAAAGGUGGAGACACAACCUCCAACAACAUGAAAUGGAAAACUACCACUAACAAUAAAAUAGGGUGGAGACUCAACCUCUAACAACAUGAAAUGGAAAACUACCACUAACAAUAAAAAUAGGAAUCACAAUGAAACUGUUAACAAUAAACUGUUAGCAACCAAUCAGAUAUGUUGAUUUAGUUUAUACUUAUCAUGUGUGAAUCGCUUGUAAACUAAGGGAUUUACUGAUGUGCUAACAUUACUCCCUUCAAAUCACGCUU